Molecule: messenger RNA, 525 nt
Organism: Dreissena polymorpha
Lineage: Eukaryota; Metazoa; Mollusca; Bivalvia; Myida; Dreissenidae
Exons: 1
Coding region: 1-525 (174 amino acids)
Source: RefSeq, a predicted model, not a curated record
AUGGAAGGGACAGACAUCCAUGCUGCGGAGUUAGCGGAAAGGGUACAGGAACUAGAGAAGGAGCGUAGCACACUGUGGGACAAUGUAAGCUACCAACAAUCGCAAUCAAUGCGCAACAACUUGGUAUUUACGUCCGUUCCGGAGGCCAAUGGAAACGGUAACGAGACGCCGGAAACAACAGAAGCGAAGCUGCGUCAACAUUUGGUGAGUGCGUUUAAACUUACAGAAGAAGUAGCAACCUCUAUCAAGUUUGAAAGAGUGCAUCGAUCCCCAGGAAUGCCGUUACAUGGCAAAGUAAGAAACAUUGUCGCCAAGUUUACGUUUUUUAAAGACCGGGAUAUGGUUCGGAAAAGGUGGAAGGAGCUUGACGGUACCGCGUACCGCGUCUUUCAACAAUUCCCCCCUGAAGUAAUGUCGAAACGGCGUCAGUUGGUGGUGAAAAUGAAGGAGGCGAGGCGGCUAGGUAAACGGGCGUACCUAGCCUACGAUACGCUUUACGUAGACGGCACUCCUGUGCGCACGUAG